AUGGAUCAUUCCCAGUGCCUUGUGACUAUAUACGCCUUGGUGGUUCUGCUGGGUCUCCGGCUAGAGCAGGGCUCCUGCCAGCACUAUCUGCACAUCCGUCCGGCUCCCAGCGACAACUUGCCCUUGGUGGAUCUAAUCGAGCACCCGGACCCUAUCUUUGACCCCAAGGAGAAGGAUCUUAAUGAGACCUUGCUAAGGAACCUCAUGGGCGGACACUUCGACCCUAACUUUAUGGCUAUUUCCUUGCCUGAGGACCGGCUCGGAGUGGACGAUCUGGCCGAGCUGGACCUCCUGCUCAGGCAGAGACCCUCGGGAGCGAUGCCCAGCGAAAUCAAAGGGCUGGAGUUUUACGACGGGCUGCAGCCGGGCAAGAAGCACAGGCUGAGCAAGAAGCUGCGCAGGAAGCUGCAGAUGUGGCUCUGGUCCCAGACCUUCUGCCCGGUUCUAUACACGUGGAACGAUCUCGGCAGCCGCUUUUGGCCCCGGUAUGUCAAAGUGGGCAGCUGCUACAGUAAAAGGUCUUGUUCAGUCCCCGAAGGCAUGGUUUGCAAACCUGCCAAGUCCGUGCAUUUAACGAUCCUGAGGUGGCGGUGCCAGCGGCGGGGCGGGCAGAGGUGCACAUGGAUACCCAUCCAGUACCCCAUCAUUUCGGAGUGCAAGUGCUCCUGCUAG
Messenger RNA from Indicator indicator, 672 nucleotides. It is a transcript of the gene NOG, whose product is annotated as noggin. Gene Ontology annotation, biological process: negative regulation of cell differentiation; dorsal/ventral pattern formation; negative regulation of BMP signaling pathway. NCBI's taxonomy places the organism in Eukaryota, Metazoa, Chordata, Aves, Piciformes, Indicatoridae. The record is from RefSeq and is a predicted model, not a curated record. The transcript has a single exon. Bases 1 to 672 code for a protein of 223 amino acids.